This is a messenger RNA of Mycena citricolor, 891 nucleotides long. The record is from the annotation of a GenBank genome assembly. NCBI's taxonomy places the organism in Eukaryota, Fungi, Basidiomycota, Agaricomycetes, Agaricales, Mycenaceae.
AUGACUUUCGAGACAACUGUUCCGCGAAUCUUAUUCAUAGACUCGUAUGAUUCAUUCACAUUCAAUUUGGUCUCACUGUGCAGAGGCUAUCCCGACUGUGCUGUGCAUAUCAUCAAGAACGAUGCGUUCACCAUAGAACAACUACUGCCCUUUCUCCCGCUAUUCUCUGCCGUGGUGGUUGGUCCAGGGCCCGGAUCUCCGCAAAACGACCAGGACAUUGGUGUUAUCAAGGAUCUUUGGGGACUUGCCGCCAAUGUACUGCUCCCGAUCUUCGGUGUGUGCCUCGGGCUGCAGAGCCUCGGUGUUGCGUACGGAGCGAGGCUGGAGCGAUUGAACGUCGUGAAACACGGGCAGGCUUCCCUUAUCCACCAUACCGGCCGUGAACUUUUCGAAGGCGUUGGGCUCGUGGAAGCUGUGCGAUAUCAUUCGUUGCAUGUUACAUUGCUGGAUGCUGGCGAGGUCGAGCAGCUUGCAUGGGCAGAUGAUGGCAGCGAGAACGGGCUCGUCGUCAUGGCGAUGCGCCACACUUCCAAACCAUUCUGGGCUGUGCAGUAUCACCCGGAGUCAGUCUGCACUCAAGGAGGAGGGAGGGAUGUUGUGUCGAAUUUCUGGAGCUUGGCACAAACUUGGUCGAACAAACAUGGGCGUCGCACUUCCAUGGAACUCCUCAGCUUCCUCUACUUUUGGAAAUCCUCUCAGAUUGUUUCGACUCGUAUCCUCGACCUUCCCAAUCUCACUGCUCGCCAAGUCUGUGAACUUUUCGGUGUAGCAAACGACGAAUCUCCGUUCGUCUUGCUCGAUUCGGCAGCUCAACCUGGCCGACAUUCCAUCAUUGGCUCGCUUCUUCCGUCUUCGCCUCAAUUGAGCUACUUUGUGGGGACGCCUAUGUAA